Molecule: messenger RNA, 294 nt
Organism: Thamnophis sirtalis
Lineage: Eukaryota; Metazoa; Chordata; Lepidosauria; Squamata; Natricidae
Source: RefSeq, a predicted model, not a curated record
AUGCGGCCGGCCAGCAAGGCGGGACCAAUGAGCCGGUCGGACGCGCGCACGCCCAUUGAAUGCCCUUUCGCGCCUGUCAGUUUCGGUCUGGACGGAAGACCAGCUAUGGAAAAAUGGAGCUUAAUCACAAUUACUGUGUUACUUGGACUUAUUGCUCGAUGGACUGUAUCACUUGGUCCUUAUUCAGGUGCAGGAAAAGCACCUAUGUAUGGAGACUAUGAAGCUCAAAGACACUGGCAAGAAAUUACUUAUAACCUGCCAGUCAAACACUGGUAUGUCUUUAUUUCAAUUUAG